This is a messenger RNA of Ogataea angusta, 1071 nucleotides long. RefSeq lists its product as uncharacterized. The transcript has a single exon. Lineage: Eukaryota; Fungi; Ascomycota; Pichiomycetes; Pichiales; Pichiaceae. Bases 1 to 1071 code for a protein of 356 amino acids. The record is from RefSeq and is a predicted model, not a curated record.
AUGCUUCCUAUAUCAGCCAACACAGAGCACCGCAAAGCGGUGUUCUCGCUCUACAGGCUUGUACUACGAAACACUCUCCGGUGCCGGAACCUCAAUGAUACACUAAAGCUCAAAUGGAUGGCCAAGCUACAACAGUUGUUUCGAGGGAGAGCCAGACUAGAGAACGCUUUUCAAAUACAGAGUGCACUGGACGAAGCCAUUAAAUACAACGAAAAGCUCCGUGGUCUCAGCAAUGGCGACCAGGCCUGUUUUCGGGAGAUCAUCGGCCGACUGCAGCACAACAGAAGCGCCCGGUCCAGCCUUGCCGUUCUGCAGCAUAUCGCUGAGGCCGAGGCUCCCAAGGUGGAUCCAGAAGAGAAAAGACAGCGUCGUCAACUCGCUAGUUGGAUGAAGCUGUACAUAGAAAGACGCCAAAAAUCGCACACGCUCCCUCGGAAGGCCGAGCUGGACCCAAAGUACGUCGACAGUGUGCUAAAGUCUAGGAUGUUGUACGAACGGGCAGAAAAAGCUGUCCGACGUCUGGCAGAAAAAUAUUCGAGGCCGUCAACGGCUCGCGUAAAGUCCGUGACAGGCACAAUGAACAGACUGUCGGUGAUCAGCACUCCCUGGAACGAGAAUAUCCAUGUAACAGGGAGACGGGGAGUAUUUCUACAGCGAAAGAGCCAUCAGCAGUACAUAGAUGAGCUCAACCAGAUGAGAAACUGGGAAAGAGAGUGGAUGUUCUGGCUUGAAAAAGAACAGGAGUGGGAGAACUUGGUCACGGGCAAGGAUGCGAACGACUGGCUUCAGCCGAUCAACAGCUACAAGCGCGAGCUAGCGAGCCGCGGAAAAGAGGUUGAGGAGAAAACGUUCUGGCACAACAAGAUGCACCAUGUUUAUUUCGAGAAGCUGAGGCCCGAGUUCGACGAGAUGUGGCUCAAGAGCGGCAAGAACCUGGCCAGAAUGCGCCAGGUCAUGGUCCUUGAGCAGAUGGGCCCGUUCACGGACUGUGUCGACGGGUCGCUUGGGAAACUGUUGCGGGAGCACGGGUUUAGGUCGCCAACACGGCUGUCUAAAUUGGGUAUAGAGUAA